Molecule: messenger RNA, 2066 nt
Organism: Hippocampus comes (tiger tail seahorse)
Lineage: Eukaryota; Metazoa; Chordata; Actinopteri; Syngnathiformes; Syngnathidae
Product: prostaglandin reductase 3
Exons: 2
Coding region: 287-1507 (406 amino acids)
Cellular component (GO): mitochondrion
Molecular function (GO): zinc ion binding; 15-oxoprostaglandin 13-reductase [NAD(P)+] activity
Source: RefSeq, a predicted model, not a curated record
UCCAGCGACGCCGACUAGCGUGUGUGGGUCGCUGCUGUGUUUCUCUUCUCCGAGGCUUCGCCACAGCCAAACGUUUUGUGUUUAACAUUCCGCGUAUGGACGGAUCCGCUUUGCGUAUGCAAACGAGAGUCGAGCUACGCGGUGCCGUCUUGUUUGUGCUCGGUUCGAAGACAUAAUGGCCUCGUUUGAACGGGGCUGGGCCUGUGUUGUACGCGCCGGGGACGAGCCUCUUACUGGCUAAACGUCACCUCAAGUUGCCCGUGAACUUUGUCGCAUUUCGGGGGCAAUGUCCGGUCCGAUGUGGGCGAAAAGUGCUCAGAAGGCGUUUUUGUUUUCACUCGUCAGUUCGAGACUGAGAGGCACCGACUCACUUUCUGGACUUCUUCCGGUUCCGAGGCGCCCCAUCAUCGACAUGUCCUACUCGGCGCACUUCAUUGAUUUUAAAGGAUCCUCCAUAGCGAGCCGCAUGAAAAAGGUGGUCGUAAACAAGCUGAGCCCCAAAUUUAGAGAAGCCGCCUCUGUGCAAACUGUUCCGGUUCCGACACCCGCAGACGCGGACUUGCUCGUCAGAAAUCGUUUUGUGGGGAUCAACGCCUCUGAUAUUAAUUAUUCAGCAGGCCGUUACGACCCGACAGUGCAACCUCCCUUCGAUGCUGGUUUUGAGGGUAUCGGUGAGGUUGUUGGCCUCGGCCUCACCGCCAGCUCCCGCUUCACCAUGGGGGACACUGUGGCUUACUUCAGCAGCGGCGCCUUUGCUGAGUACAGCGUGGUUCCCGCCAAGGAAAGUGUGCCUGUCCCUUCGGCGAAGCCCGAGUUCCUCACCCUGCUGGUCAGCGGCGCAACCGCCUACAUUGCCUUGAAGCGUCUGGGCGACCUGGCCAAAGGCGAGACUGUUCUGGUCACCGCGGCUGCGGGAGGAACAGGACAGUUUGCGGUGCAGUUUGCCAAACAGGCGGGCUGUCACGUGAUCGGGACCUGUUCGUCCAAUGAGAAAGCGGCUUUCCUGAAGUCGAUUGGCUGCGACAGGCCAAUUAACUACAAAGCGGAGGAUUUGGCCAAGACCCUGAAGACAGAGUACCCAGAAGGCAUUGACGUGGUUUAUGAAUCAGUCGGGGGCAGCACUUUAGAAUUGGCAGUGAACUGUUUGGCUAAAAAAGGCCGACUAAUAGUCAUUGGCUUCAUCUCAGGUUACCAGUCGGCGUCAGGAAUCCCAAAGUUCAGAGGGGCAACUUUACCCGUCAAGCUUCUCCAGAAGUCAGCAAGCAUUCGAGGUUUCUUCCUUCCUCACUUCAUCAGCGACUACAAGGAGGCUCUGACUCAGAUGAUGCAGAUGUUUGCCACGGGCAAGCUUAUGUGCGAGGUGGAUUAUGGGGAUUUGGCCCAAGAAGGGAGGUUUGUUGGCUUGGAGUCCGUCUUCCGAGCCGUGGACUACAUGUAUGCAGGAAAGAACCUCGGCAAGGUUGUGGUCGAAGUGGCACCUCCCUCUAAUUCCAGCAGUAAACUGUAAAUGAUUUGCGCCAUAGAAAUUCUGCUUUCACUUGGAAAUCAUCAACGAUGCAAUUAUGGCAAGAAUCGAGAUCGACUGGCAAUGGCUAUUUUGCUAAAUAAACAGAUCAGCUAUGCAAAAUGUUUGUGAUGCAUAGUCAACUUUGUAACUACAAAAAGCAAGAACAGUUUGAUUAGUUUACUUUCACUUUGCACAAUCAUAAUUUCAUAUCAGGAAAAAUUUAGAAUGUAUUUAGAAAUCUUCCCUGCGUAUGUAAAUUUAACCUCGAUUACAGUUUCCGCUGCAAAAUGAACACGGUGUUUAAUGUUCUUCCCCAUUUUCACUCAUUGCAGACCAGAUGCCUCACUCUGCUUGCUUUUAGCGCUCUCCAGCACUUCGUCUACCAUAAAUGUUUUAUAGACUUCAUUGUUUGUCUUUUAGGGGCUUACGUGGAUAUGUCAAAAGUGAAUACUGCUCCAGGUGCGCCUGAUAUCUUAUUGCCUGUGUGUAGCUGACAGAAACACAAUCCGAACAAUCAAUCUUUGCCUUCAUAUGCCCCAAAGCUGCACAUAAUAAAAAA